Molecule: messenger RNA, 966 nt
Organism: Frankliniella occidentalis (western flower thrips)
Lineage: Eukaryota; Metazoa; Arthropoda; Insecta; Thysanoptera; Thripidae
Gene: Pop4
Product: ribonuclease P protein subunit p29
Exons: 5
Coding region: 176-877 (233 amino acids)
Biological process (GO): tRNA 5'-leader removal; rRNA processing
Cellular component (GO): ribonuclease P complex; ribonuclease MRP complex
Molecular function (GO): ribonuclease P RNA binding
Source: RefSeq, a predicted model, not a curated record
CCUCUUACCUUCCCUGUCGUUGUUUUCAUAACCUCUCUCCUUCAUGAGUGGUGCAUCGGCGACAGCAACCCAUCCUCAGAUGCCGGCGGCUGACGGGAUUUCAUAUCUCAAAUAGAUCUCAGUAAAAGAAAAUUGAGUUAUCCACAGACCUUUAGGUCAUUUUUUUUAGAUAGAAAUGGAUUCCGUCAGUGCUGCUUCGAAACGUGUCUACGAGCCCUUGCCUCCAGAUGUUCAGGCUACAGUUGUUCCUCUGUUCCACAAUAAUGAGCCAUUUGUAAAGACAUUCCUUAGUACUCUGCUCCCUGAAUCGGAUCAUCAUGGUAUAGAUGAUACACUUCGCAAGAGUUUUCCUCUUGCUUGUCUUGGAAGGCGUCAGCGCAAGAGUAAGUUACGGCGUGCCAAAGGAUCCUUAUCACUCACAGAGAGAAGACGCUUGGGUCUUUAUCAACUACGGCGGCAUGGCUCAAAAUAUAUUGAUUCCCUUCCCAUUCAUGAAUUGUGGCUUCAAUAUAUUUCAAGCCUAAUUUCUCUUCCUGAAAUAGAAAAGAGCGGUUUUACUGCCAAACCAUCUGAUAAGCAGUGGGGGCAAGUCACCCUUGCAUUGUAUAGAGCUGACUAUCAUGGAGCUGAAUUGGAGGUGACUCGUUCUAAAUGCAGCUCACUUCGUGGAAUUAGAGGAAUAGUUCUUAUGGAUACAAAGAACAUGUUCAAGGUUAUAUGUAGGGAUAAUGUUAUUCGUUCUGUUCCAAAAUCACCAUGUGUAUUUAGUCUCAACUUCAAAGGAUAUACUUGUACCAUUUUUGGAAAGUAUUUCUGUACAAGACCCGCUGAAAGAAGUGUUAAAAAAGUGAAGGGACAUUGCCCUUCUGACCUGUGAAAAAUCAGUAAGUCACCUACAAUUAAAUGUAUCUGCUGUACCUGAAUGCUUUGGAAAAGGUUAUUAAAAAAACAAACUGUUAUACUCUU